Cottoperca gobio is the source of this 2368-nucleotide messenger RNA. It is a transcript of the gene chmp1a, whose product is annotated as charged multivesicular body protein 1A. The transcript is spliced from 7 exons. Lineage: Eukaryota; Metazoa; Chordata; Actinopteri; Perciformes; Bovichtidae. Gene Ontology annotation, biological process: vacuolar transport. The coding region runs from base 135 to 731 and encodes 198 amino acids. The record is from RefSeq and is a predicted model, not a curated record.
AAGAAGACUACUCUUGGACCAGGAAGUGCGGUAUCAAAUGUGUCAGUUCCACCAUCAAAACAAACCAAGGCGAGACUACUGGGGAGCUGAAAAUUAUUGUUCCUGUGUUCACCUGGAGUCAUAUUCGUCUUGACAUGGAGGACACACUCUUCCAGCUAAAGUUCACUUCCAAGCAGCUUGAGAGACUGUCCAAGAAGGCAGAGAAGGAGUCUGAGAAGGAGCAGGCCAAGGUCAAGAAGGCUUUGCAGCAAAAAAAUGUGGAAUGUGCCAGAGUCUAUGCAGAGAACGCUAUCCGGAAAAAGAAUGAAGGCCUUAAUUGGCUGCGCAUGGCGUCUCGAGUUGACGCGGUGGCUUCUAAAGUCCAGACUGCUGUCACCAUGAAGGCAGUUACCAAAAACAUGGGCCAGGUGACCAAAGCUCUGGACAGAGCGCUGGGCUCCAUGGAUCUCCAAAAGGUCUCUGCAGUCAUGGAUAAGUUUGAAAGUCAAGUCCAGAACCUGGACGUCCACACUUCAGUGAUGGAGGAUUCCAUGAGCUCGGCAAUGACGCUGACCACGCCUCAGGAACAGGUGGAUGACUUGAUCCACCAAAUAGCAGACGAGAGCGGCCUGGAAGUGAUGGACCAGCUCAGUCAGCUGCCGGCAGGAGCCACCUCAGUGGGCGCAGAGAGCUCACGGAACCAGGAGAAGGAAGACCAGCUGUCUCGACGGUUGGCUGCUUUGCGGAACUGAGGGCUUCUCCAGGAGAGGUGACGAGACGUACAGCGGUGUGGAAGCAGACGAGUUUAAUGAUGGAGACAGGAGCUGCGUGUGUUGCUAUUGAACUGUUCCUACCAGGAGGACUUAAUGAGUCUAUUGAUUACCAUUCCCCUGCUCUAUAAAUAUACACGCACACAUGCACACGCACACAUGCACACGCACACACACGCACACAUGCACACACUAGAAAUACCACCUGAGACGGCAUGAGUCUCUGGUUCACCUUCACAUUUCGAUCCUUCUAUUCUGGUUUCUAUCUUCCCCUGUAUUCCCCAUUGGAUCUUAUUUUACCUUUCGCAUCUCCUUUUCUCUCCUGCUCCUCCUCCUGUGGCUACAUUCACUAGUUCUCAAACCACACGUUUUUGGAUGCAUGCUUUGUACAAAAACACAUUUUACAAACUGUAUAGUUUACAAUAAUGAAAAAGUUUUAAUAAGCAGUUAUUGUGAUUUAUAAGGGAGUUGGGUGUCCCUUGCUCUCUUCAGGUGAUGGUUAGGUUAUCUCUUUUAUUUUUUGGGGCUCUUUCAGUCAGAGAUGGUUUAAAUGGAUGAUUCUGUUGGGAUGAAGGGGACACGUACAUUAAAUAGGAAAGAAAUCUCAUUUUUGUUGGUGUUUGGUCAUUUUUAAGUUUAAAAUAGACGGCAACAUGUUGAUAACACUAACACACAUCGUCUCCCUCCUCCAUCAGAUUCAUCCAAGCAACUUCAUGACAUUAUAACACUGUAUAUAUCAAAGGACAAUCCUCAAACAGUGUCAAAAUGAUUUAUUUUCAUGUACAAAUUUAUUUUUAUUUAGAUUUCUUCUUGAUUAUUUCUCAUGCCUGUUUUCAGACUUUUAGCUUUGAACGCCUUAUUUGGAAUGCAAGUGCUUACAUAGGUGCUUCCCCCGCCAGUGCCUGAAGUAGUAGUAUAGAAAGCGAACAUCAGAAAACCGAAACUUGACAGACAUUGGUCAGAACAAGGAAUUUUCCAUUCCGCUUCCUGUCAGACAAGCCAGAGAUGUUUUUGUCUUGGUGUUGGUCAACUUCACUUCAACACUUACUGUGCUGAGUGGGAGCUCCAGUUUCCAUAACUGUCAUAGAGAACAUUUAUUAUCUCUUUAACUCUGUAGAGUAAAGUUGCCUGAUCUUUUGAAGCUCUCCCCCAGCAACACUGAAACCUCGCUCUAAUAUUUUCGGAAGCUUCUGUGUCUCAAAAUAAAGUAAUCAUCACCCCCCUGUCUCUGUCCCAUCCUAAACCCUUUCAGGAGAAGACUUCAAUUAAAAGCAGGGAUUUUUCUUCAUUUGACGAGUCAGUUGCUACUCCUUAUUUGCCAUGUAAACCAAGUAAACAAUGGCAACCGAGUGAGUUAACAGAAGAAUGGUUCUUUCUUCAUGCUUUUUGUGAGAUACCCGUCAAGUGAUUUCACUGAUUUUAGAUUUUUUUUCUUUGAGUGUUCAGUGUACAUGUCUGUGAGCGGUGCAGGCAGAGCAGAGCAGCUUCACCCACUGAUAAUGUUUUCGUCCAUUUUAACAGAGGGAGGGUUUCAUUUUUUACUUAAAGUUCAGCAGACUUUGCAGCACAUUUGUUUUCUAUAUUUAUCUUGUGAAAAUAAAAUCUUGCCCUCUGACGCA